Blastomyces gilchristii SLH14081 is the source of this 309-nucleotide messenger RNA. RefSeq lists its product as uncharacterized. NCBI's taxonomy places the organism in Eukaryota, Fungi, Ascomycota, Eurotiomycetes, Onygenales, Ajellomycetaceae. The record is from RefSeq and is a predicted model, not a curated record. The transcript is spliced from 2 exons. Bases 1 to 309 code for a protein of 102 amino acids.
AUGGACACUUUGCAAUCUCAUGUUUUAGAGACUCAAAAUGUGCAUUCUGUGCCAGAGAUCACAAAACUAGUGAGUAUAAAUGUGAAACAUGCUCAAAAAGAGGUGAAAUAUGUCAACACACUCUGCUUAAGUGCUCUAAUUGCAAAGAAAAACAUGCAUCUAGCUCAAAAGAAUAAUUUGAAUUCUCAAACUUCUGUUAAGAUUAGAGAAUUGAGAAAUGACUCUGAUGAUAAACUAGAUAUAAUGCAAGCAGUUGAGAUCCCUACUUUUCAAAAUAGUUAUAAUCUACUAUCUGAUGAUAGUGACUAG